This is a messenger RNA of Musca vetustissima, 305 nucleotides long. Its product is annotated as fumarylacetoacetase-like. The transcript is spliced from 3 exons. Lineage: Eukaryota; Metazoa; Arthropoda; Insecta; Diptera; Muscidae. The annotation marks the transcript as partial. Gene Ontology annotation, biological process: L-tyrosine catabolic process; homogentisate catabolic process; L-phenylalanine catabolic process. Gene Ontology annotation, molecular function: fumarylacetoacetase activity. The record is from RefSeq and is a predicted model, not a curated record.
AUGGCAGUUAGUUUUGUUCACAUCCCAGCUGGCAGCGAUUUUCCAUUGGAAAAUUUACCCUAUGGUGUAUUCUCGACAAAAUCAAAUCCCCGCAAACGUUUGGGUGUUGCCAUCGGUGACAGUGUUUUGGAUUUGAAUGGUGUUGCCUCCUUCUAUCCACCAGAAGUUCAGGAUGCUUUGCAAGCCGAGACAUUGAACAAAUUGAUGAGCCUUGGCUACACUGCCUGGCAAGUAGUUCGGGCAAAAACCCAGGAAUUGUUGUUGAAGAACUCCGUUUUGGAACAGAAUGCUGCUUUGGUGCAAAG